AUAGCCGAGUUCAGAUUAUUUGAUACAUCUGACGAAUUCUUGAACAAAUAUAGAGUCAAACAGUGCAAAUAGUAUGGGGACGUGACUUUGCUUGUUGUGUCUACACUACGUUGCGCCGCUUUCCGCGCGGGGCGUGGGACCGUUUCAUGCGCGCAGGCACAGACACAAAUGCAGAGAGCGCUACCAACGAGAGCUCUCCGCUGCCCACCGCGCCGUCUGUGAAGUGAAAAUGGGUCUCGAAAGGGAGAAUUACGAGACGAGUAUCAUCAUGGACGAGGACGAGUUCAACAGAUCAAUAGAACCGAUUUUGUCGAAAAAAGACUACGUCUACGCGGCGAUCCCAGACCGAGAUCCCAAUGACAUAAACGCGCACUUAAAGGUUGGUUUUGACGAUGUGAUCGCAGAGCCCAGUUCCAGCCACAGCUUCGACAGAGUAUGGAUAGGAAGCCACGCCGUCUUCGAACUGUUCAAAUAUGUAUUCUACCGAAUACUGACCACCAUCCUCGCCGUUCCCAUGGCAUUUAUCAUCGGGAUAGUCUUCGGGGUCCUCAGCUGUAUUCAUAUUUGGGUGUUGAUGCCAGUGGUGCGGAGCUGUCUGAUGGCCCUGCCCUCUGUCCAGGUGGUCUGGAGCAGCCUUACAGACAUUUUUGUCACCCCCCUCUUCCACAGUUUGGGCAGGUGUCUGUCCUCUGUCCACGUCAAGGCCAUGGACAACUGAUAGGGUCUUUGUUAUGGGGGUGGGGGUUCAGAAGUUACAGGAUAUCUUCACUUUUUUUUUUUCCUAUUUCUAAGUGGGAAAAAUAAGUAAAUAAUUUGAGGUGAGUCUUAAAAAAGUGAAGAUAUCAUUUAGUUAUGUUUGCGUUGAAAUAUAUAAUAGCUUUAUGAAGCCAACAUCGACACACCAUGUGGUGGAAUUAUGGUAGAGCAUAUAAGUGCAACUGAUAAGUUACGAGCGCUCAUAAAGGAUGAUUAGGGUAAACUUCCCUUUGACAACACCACAGCACCAUCUGGGUAAUAAGAUGAUCCAACAUGAUCAUUUAUGUCAUUUGGAAAUUUCAAGAUUCACAUGAUAAAUCAGAUUGUCCACUGUUCAUAGAAGUGGUUGUGUAGCAUUUAGAAUCAGUUUUGAUGUAUUCUGCCAAAAGGACAAUUGUGCAGUUGUGACCAAAAUAAAUUAUUGUCAUUCCAUUAUUUUGAUGCUAAAAAAUAACUGUUUUAAUCGUAAAGGAUCAGAUCAGGGCAACAGUAUAUUGGCCAGUUAGGCAUCACAACAUUCCUGGCAUCAGACAUGUAACGUUUGUGUAGUUUCUGCUUUUUAUGUGUUGUGGAUAUAUAGCAGAGGAUUCAGAUGGAAUUUGAAUGAAUGAAUUACUUCAUAUGUUUUCUGUAAUAGAGUGUACACUGAUCCUAGAUGCUGAGAUGCAGCUUAUCCUUCUCCAGCCUUAUUUUGCUGCUGCUGUGUUAAUCUCACAGUGCUUUGGAUACAUUUUGGACAUUUGCUUUCCCACAAAGACAACCUACCUAGUAAAGACCUAAGACAGUUGUAUAUAUUUUUGAACAGAAGCUGGACUUUUACAUGUUUAAUAUAAUAAACAAAAGGGUGGGUUGUCUGAG
Messenger RNA from Salvelinus sp. IW2-2015, 1614 nucleotides. RefSeq names its product caveolin 2 (gene cav2). Gene Ontology annotation, molecular function: molecular adaptor activity; protein kinase binding. The record is from RefSeq and is a predicted model, not a curated record. Gene Ontology annotation, cellular component: sarcolemma; cytoplasmic vesicle; caveola. Lineage: Eukaryota; Metazoa; Chordata; Actinopteri; Salmoniformes; Salmonidae. Gene Ontology annotation, biological process: caveola assembly; cell differentiation; positive regulation of MAPK cascade.